AUGCUAUCCGUAGUAGCGAUUCCGAAGAUAUGUGUCACAGGUGCUGCGAGAAGAUGCUUCUCGCUGACUGCAAAGAAACUAUACGCAGAUGAUUAUAAACCGACGGCUAUGUCUUCCAAUGCACCUUCACUGACAAAAGACCAAGCCAAAAAGAGAGAGUUGAAAAGAUUGGUACAACGAAAGGCCGAAGCAAAGAAACCGGCUACAGCAAGCCCACUGUACAUGCCAGUUACAAUGGCAUUAAGAUACCUACGCGCAGCAGAAGUUGGCAGACCGCAAUCGCAACAGACAAUUAAUUUGACUACACUGGUAGUGGGUGAAAGAGGUACAGCGCCUUUGUCUGGUAGCGUCACAUUUCCUAAGCCUUUAAGAUAUAUUAAAGUUGCUGCCUUCACUAACGACGAAAGUAAACUGGAAGAACUUCGUGAGAAAUACCCGAAUCAUUUAAUUGGUGGAGCAGACCUUGUCGCCAAAAUUAAAAAUGGUGAAAUUUCUGUUGACUUUGACAAGGCAUUUGCUACGCCAGAUAUUGUUCCAGCUUUACAAUCACAGGUCGCCAGGAUACUUGGCCCUCGCGGAGUUUUACCCUCUGCUAAAAAAGGUACAGUGAGCGAUGAUAUAAGCUCCCUACUUCAAGAAAGCCUAGGAUCUAUGCCUUUCAGGCAAAGGGGCAACUCUAUCAGUCUCGGGGUUGGGAAAAGUUACUUCACUGAUCGAGAAAUUUUGCAAAACAUUAUAUCUGCCAGAGCAGCAUUAAAAACAGCUGUUGAUAACCAAAAAUCCAAGAAACCUAAUAUACUAAGUAAAACCACGUUGUCAAGCACGCAUGGUCCCGGUAUUGUAAUCGAUUUUGCCUAG
This is a messenger RNA of Saccharomyces paradoxus, 858 nucleotides long. It is a transcript of the gene MRPL1, whose product is annotated as mitochondrial 54S ribosomal protein uL1m. The transcript has a single exon. NCBI's taxonomy places the organism in Eukaryota, Fungi, Ascomycota, Saccharomycetes, Saccharomycetales, Saccharomycetaceae. Gene Ontology annotation, biological process: translation. Gene Ontology annotation, molecular function: RNA binding; structural constituent of ribosome. Bases 1 to 858 code for a protein of 285 amino acids. The record is from RefSeq and is a predicted model, not a curated record. Gene Ontology annotation, cellular component: large ribosomal subunit; mitochondrion.